ACACCACGGGGAGCUGAAGCAGGCGGCGGAGAGGCUGGGCUCCGCCUGGGCUCUGGGCUCCGCCUGGGCUCAGCAGACUGUGAGGAUAGAGGCACGGCAGAGGGGAGCGGAGGCCACGGCGUGGGUCAGGCCACCCUCCCCAUGGCCUCCAAGCAGGCUGCGGCGCAGGGCAGGGGGGAGAAGCGCAAGCGGGUGGUGCUGACGCUGAGGGAGAAGAUCGACAUCUGCACUCGGCUGGAGCGUGGCGAGAGCCGGAAGGCGCUGAUGCAGGAGUACAACGUGGGCAUGUCCACCCUGUAUGACAUCAAGGCCCACAAGGCCCAGCUGCUCCGGUUCUUUGCCAACUCCGACUCCAACCAGGCUCUGGAGCAGCGGCGCACCCUGCACACGCCCAAGCUGGAGCACCUGGACCGGGUGCUGUACGAGUGGUUUUUGGUGAAACGUGCUGAGGGCGUGCCAGUGUCCGGCCCCAUGCUCAUCGAGAAGGCCAAGGACUUGUACGAGCAGAUGCAGCUGGCCGAGCCCUGUGUGUUCUCCGGAGGGUGGCUCUGGCGCUUUAAGGCCAGGCAUGGCAUUAGGAAGUUGGAUGCAUCCAGUGAGAAGCAGGGCACUGACCACCAGGCGGCUGAGCAGUUCUGCGGUUUCUUCAGGAGCUUGGCCGCGGAGCACAGGCUGUCCCCAGAGCAGGUUUACAACGCCGACGAGACAGGCCUUUUCUGGAGGUGUUUGCCCAGCCCCGGCACAGAUGGCGGGACGGUGCCCAGCCUCAAGCCGGGCAAGGACCGGCUGACCGUCCUGUUGUGUGCCAAUGCCACCGGCUCGCACAGAAUCAAGCCCUUGGCCAUCGGGAAGGGGGGUGGUCCUAGAGCCUUCAGGGGCAUCCAACACCUGCCCGUGGCCCACGGGGCCCAGGCCAGUGCCUGGGUGGACCAGGAGAUCUUCUCUGACUGGUUCCACCACGUCUUCGUGCCGUCCGUGAGAGAGCACUUCCGGACCAUAGGGCUGCCCGCAGGCAGCAAGGCCGUCCUCCUGCUGGACAGCUCCCGGGCCCACCCAGCUGAGUCGGAGCUGGUGUCCGACAACAUCUUCACCAUCUUCCUGCCCGCCGGCGUGGCCUCCCUGCUGCAGCCCAUGGAGCAGGGCAUCCGGAGGGACUUCAUGCGGCACUUCGUGAGCCUGCCCGUCACCCUGCACGGCUUCCACGCCCGCCACAGCGCCAACGACACCAUCUUCAGCGUGGCCUGCGCCUGGGAGGCCGUGCCCAGCCAGGUCUUCAGACAGGCCUGGAGGAAGCUGUGGCCGGCGGUCGCGCUGGCCACAGGCUCCUCGGAAGAGGUGGUGGGGAUGGUGACAGAGUGCCACAAUGCCAAGCCUCACUACAAGGCCUUUGCCCACAUCCUUGGGCUGAAGGCAGGCCCGCCCUGCCCAGGCAGCAGGCCUCAGGACAGCGAGGCCUGGGGGCGGGGCGCCCGGAGGGAGGCCGUGUCCGAGGCCACUGGGCCCGGGGAGCAGGCCGAGAGGGACAGCGGGGAGGACGAGGCCGCCUGGGAGCAGGCAGCUGCCUCCUUUGAGGCCGUGCUGUGCUUUGCAGAGCAGCAGCCGUGCUUCACUGAGCAGGAGACGGAGCAGCUGCGGGUGCUGCACUCAGCCUUUUGCCAGCGGCGGCAGCUGAGGCGGCAGCAGGCCGCUCUCCAGGCCGGGGUCAAGCCCGAGGCCUUCCAGGAGCGCCCUGGCGCUGACACACCCACAACCCACUCGCCCUUGCCCUGCUCGUCCGCAGCCGGUGACAAUGGAGGCUGUCCCCGCACCCACCUGGCCGCGGUCCCCGCGACUCUGUGAUUGUAGAGGGCGCGGUUGUGGGGCUCCUAGAAUUGUCACACCCAAGUGUUCUAGCCAGUGUAGCUUUUGCUGUGUUACCUGCCCCCUGCUGGUGGGAGGUUGGCACGUUCAGAUGGCCUUGGCCUGCAGAGGUGGGGCCUCUGGGAAGCAGGUGCUUCCCGCGGGUGGCGGCUCGCUGGGCUUCCGCAUGGCAGCGGAGGCAGCGCUUCCCAUUCCUGGGUUUGCCAGCUUCUCACUGGGGACCUGGGGCCAGCCCCGUGUUGCUUCUUUGGGACCCGGGGCCCAUGGCAUAUGGCUGUCAUCCCACUUCUGCGUCUGUGCUUCCUGCCAGUUCCCGAUCACUAAGGAGACUGCUCACUUGCGGGCGCACGGUACUGCUGGAUGCGGGGAAUCGGGGCUUCCAGGUGCAGCUUCCUUGAUCUUCUAAGACUGCUCUGAGGAUCCCAGUCCUGGCGCCUGGCAGAGGCUAGGCAGUAAGUCCCAGUCUGCACUGCCGGCCCCGUGCAGGCUCUUCAGAGCGGGAAGACCACUGUGGCCAGCAUCUGGCUGGAGAAGGGUGACCCUGCCCAGGAGGGCCUGGCGUGGACGAGCAGACGUGCCUGCCAUGUUUUCAAAGACGCGCUCUUCCCAGGCAGCAGCCCAGCCCUUCCACCAGGAUGCUUGGGAUGCUUCUGCCUUGCCACAGGCCCAAGAGCCGUGAAGCCAGCCGAAUAUGGACUGAAA
Messenger RNA from Dipodomys ordii (Ord's kangaroo rat), 2562 nucleotides. It is a transcript of the gene Jrk, whose product is annotated as Jrk helix-turn-helix protein. The record is from RefSeq and is a predicted model, not a curated record. Gene Ontology annotation, molecular function: DNA binding. NCBI's taxonomy places the organism in Eukaryota, Metazoa, Chordata, Mammalia, Rodentia, Heteromyidae. The coding region runs from base 142 to 1839 and encodes 565 amino acids. The transcript has 4 exons. Gene Ontology annotation, cellular component: nucleus.